AUGAAACACGUCACUGUUUCUACAGUCUUAGUUUUCCUCUCUUUCGUUCAUUCUGCUUUUCAGACACUCGACAAUGAAAUAUUUUUAAUAUACAAUGAGGAUACUAAGCUCUGUUUAAUUGCUCAGAGUUCUCAUGCAGUCACAACAGCUGCUUGCAACAAAAACACCGAGUUACAAAAAUUCAGGUGGGUGUCUGAUCACCAGGUGAUGAGCGUGGCAUUUGCACAAUGUUUGGGAGUGCCCUACAAGCAAAACCAGGCUAAAAUUUCUUUGUACCCCUGCAACAAGAAAAAUGAAUUCCAGAGAUGGGAGUGCAGAAAUGCAACCUUGGCAAUCCAAGGGGAAGAUGUAUUUCUCAGUGCUGGCAAAAGAAAAGAAGACAAUAUCGUGCUGAACACAGGAGCAGUGACGAUGAAUAAAUGGAAGAUCUAUGGAACCAUGGAUGAUUUGUGUUCUAAAGGCCAUGAAGAUCUGUUUACACUGUUAGGAAACGCCAAUGGAGCUCCAUGUGUCUUCCCCUUCCAGCUGAGCAGUAAAUGGCACGCCGGGUGCACGGCUGCCGGCAGGGCAGACGGCUUGCUCUGGUGUGCAACAACCCCCAACUUUGACGCGGACCAUUUGUAUGGGUUCUGUCCAACUGGCAACAAUGACAGAUUUUGGAGUACAGAUCCUUUGACAGGAACCUACUACCAGAUAAACUACCAGUCAGCUCUCACAUGGCACCAAGCAAGGAAGAGCUGCCAGCAGCAGAACGCAGAAUUAUUAAGUGUCACAGAGAUACAUGAACAAAUGUACCUAACAGAUCUGACUGACAGCAAGAGAUCCUCUCUCUGGAUUGGGCUUAACAGCUUGAAUCUCAAUAGCGGCUGGCAGUGGAGCGGUGGCAUUCCCUUCAGAUACUUUAACUGGGCACAAGGAAGCCCUGAGCCUGACCCUGAGAAACUCUGUGCAGUACUAAAUCCCAGAAGAGAUGCUAAAUGGGAAAACCAGCCAUGUGAGCUGAAAGUUGGCUAUAUCUGUAAAAAGGAAAACUCCACAGUGGAUCCUUUCAUUCUUCCAUCUGGGGAUGCAGAGCCUGUUAAAUGCCCAGAAGGAUGGUUGCCCUAUGGAGGUCACUGUUUCAUGGUUCACAGAGACCCCAGAGUAUGGAGAGAAGCCCUAAUUUCCUGCAAUGAGAGCAAUGGCAACCUGGCCAGUAUCCACAACCCUGAGGAGCAUGGCUUCAUACUGUCUCAGCUUGGCUACAAAGCUGCAGAUGAGCUGUGGAUUGGUCUGAAUGACCUCAACACUCAAAUGUGCUUUGAGUGGAGUGAUGGGACUCCUGUGACAUAUACCAAAUGGUUGCCUGGAGAACCAACCCAUGCAAUCAAUGGGCAAGAAGAUUGUGUCAUUAUGGCAGGAGAGGAUGGAUACUGGGCAGACAGUGCCUGUGAUAGGAAGUUAGGUUACAUUUGCAGAAGAGACCCCCUACAAGGAGUUUCUGGGCCAGUAAAGAUGGAUCCUGCCUGCCUGAAGGGCUGGGAAAGACAUGGGUUUUACUGCUACCUGGUUGGACAUACCUCUGUAACUUUUUCAGAAGCAAAGAAAACCUGUGAAAGAAGCAGUGGUUACUUAACAAGUGUAGGAGACAGAUACGAGCAAGCCUACCUGACCAGCCUCGUUGGUCUGAGCUCUGAGAAGUAUUUUUGGAUUGGUCUCUCAGACAUGGAAGAGCAAGGGAUGUUCAAGUGGGUGACUGGUGAAGGUGUUCUGUACACAAACUGGAACGCGGCAAUGCCUGGGAAUGAAGCUGGUUGUGUUGCCCUAAGGACUGGAAAUGCAGCUGGAUUAUGGGAUGUUCGGAACUGUGAAGUAAAGGCAAAAUUUCUCUGCAAAAAACUAGCUGAAAAAAUUACUCUUCCUCUUGUUCCUGAAACCAUUUCUGAUUCCAAAUGUCCCUUGGGUUGGGAUACAAGCAAUAGCACUAAUUCAUGCUUUAGAGUUUUUGUGAGAGAAGAAAAUCAAAAGAAAACAUGGUUUGAAGCCCGAGAUUUCUGCAGACAAAUAGGAGGAGACCUGGCUGCCAUUAGAAGUGAAGAAGAGCAAACAGUGAUAGAAAACUUAAUAAUAAAAAAAUCCCCAUCAUCUCAGCCUUUCUGGAUAGGUUUGCAGUGUUUGGAUCCUGAUGGUGGGCUUUCUUGGAGUGACGGAUCCCCGGUGAAUUAUAAGGAAAAUAAUUAUUUUUCCAAUACUGCAUUUGAAUAUUGUGGAGCAAUCGGUGAAGAUCUUUCCACAUCAUGGAUUAACGUGCACUGUGAAUACAGUCAUAACUGGAUUUGUGAAAUAAAGAAAGGGACAUCCUUGAAACCAGAACCUCUGGGCCCUUCUGCCGCAUAUGAAAUCACAGAAGAUGGCUGGAUUUUAAAAGGGGACAAACAAUAUUUUUUCAGCACAGAAAAGACCUCUAUGGAGAAAGCCAGAACAUUCUGCAAAAGCAAUCAUGGAGAUCUUGCUACCAUUGGAAACAGUAGUGAAAGAAAAUUUUUGUGGAAAUGCAUCUUAAAAAAUGGCAAAUUGGAGUCAUAUCUCAUAGGAUUAAUUCAGAAUGCUGAUCAACAGUUUAGUUGGAUGGAUGGAAGCCCGGUGCACUAUGCAGCUUGGGCACAGGGUGAACCCAACUUUGCAGAUGCUCAAGAAAAUUGUGUGGUCUUAAAUAAAAAGGAUGGCUUGUGGAAUGAUGUCAGCUGUGGGUUUUCAAAUGGCUAUAUCUGUGAGAGGCACAGAAGUUUUAUAAACGCAACACUUCCUUCAGCGGUACCUUCACCUCCUGGAGCAUGUCCUGAAGACUGGCUUUUAUUUAAAAACCAGUGUUACAAAUUUUUUGGCUCUUCCUAUGAAAACUGGCGUACUGCAAAAAGAACUUGUAUGAGCCUUGGAGGAAACCUGGCAAGCAUACAUAACGAACAAGUACAAGCUUUUCUCACUUACCAUUUGAAGGAUGUUUCGAAUGAUCCCUGGAUUGGCUUGAAUGAUAUACUCAGUGAACUCAACUUUGUUUGGACUGAUGGAAGUGCUGUCUCCUAUACAAACUGGGCUCCAGAUUCCCCAAAACUUGUAGAACCCAUGUUGUUUCCCAGUCUACAUCCAGAAGACGGCCACAAUCUGCAACAG
Fulmarus glacialis (Northern fulmar) is the source of this 3150-nucleotide messenger RNA. Its product is annotated as macrophage mannose receptor 1-like. Gene Ontology annotation, molecular function: signaling receptor activity. Lineage: Eukaryota; Metazoa; Chordata; Aves; Procellariiformes; Procellariidae. The annotation marks the transcript as partial. The transcript is spliced from 22 exons. The record is from RefSeq and is a predicted model, not a curated record.